Messenger RNA from Callorhinchus milii (elephant shark), 1429 nucleotides. Its product is annotated as sialidase-4. Lineage: Eukaryota; Metazoa; Chordata; Chondrichthyes; Chimaeriformes; Callorhinchidae. Gene Ontology annotation, cellular component: cytoplasm; lysosome; membrane. The transcript has 2 exons. The coding region runs from base 119 to 1429 and encodes 436 amino acids. Gene Ontology annotation, molecular function: exo-alpha-sialidase activity. Gene Ontology annotation, biological process: ganglioside catabolic process; oligosaccharide catabolic process. The record is from RefSeq and is a predicted model, not a curated record.
GAUUCCCUCUGCAAUUGAUAGGUACCCACGACUCGCUAUUGCUUUUAUUCCCUCUCUCUCUCUCUCCUCUUCUCUCCUCUCUCUCUCUCUCUCCUCUCCUCUCUCUCUCUCCCCAGGGAUGUGCUCUCGGUACCUACCGGCUAAGACCGUCCUGUUCGAGCAGGACAGGCGCGGGGUCACUUACCGGAUCCCCGCUCUGCUGUACUUACCGACCACCGGGACGCUGUUGGCUUUUGCGGAGGAGAGGUUCACUCCCAACGACGCGGACGCGAACCUGUUGGUGCUGCGCAGAGGACAUCUCUCCGGAUCCUAUGUCGAGUGGGGGGACAUGAGAGCCGUACAGUCCGCGCACCUGACAGGCCACCGGUCCAUGAACCCGUGUCCGGUGCACGACCGCCACACGGACACCCUCUUCCUCUUCUUCAUCGCCGUGGAGGGGCGCGUGUCCGAGUCCCAUCAGCUCACCACCGGCCGCAACGCGGCGCGGCUCUGCUGCGUGAGGAGCGCCGACCGGGGCCGGAGUUGGGGCGCUCCGACCGACCUGACCGACCCGACCAUCGGGCGCCGCCUCGGGCAGUGGGCGACGUUCGCCUUGGGCCCGGGCCACGGGGUCCAGCUCCGGGGCGGGCGGCUGGUGGUGGGGGCCUACGCCUACCGGAUCGACCGGAGCGAGGGCCUCGGGGGGGUUGGCCGGAGCCGCCCGCACUCCUUCGGCUUCUACAGCGACGACCACGGGCGGACGUGGCGGGUCGGGGAGGCGGUGCCCAACCUGCGGACCGGGGAGUGUCAGAUGGUGUCGGUGGAGGAGGCGAACGGCAGCCGCGUCCUGUACUGCAACGCCCGGUCCCCGCUGGGCUGCCGAGUCCAGGCCCUCAGCCCCGACGGCGGCGCCGCCUUCCUGUCCGGUCGCCUGGUCCGGAGGUUAGCGGAACCCGCCCGCGGCUGCCACGGCAGUGUGGUGGGCUUCCCCGCCCCCACCGGCUCCCGGGGCGCCCCCUCCCCCACACCCCCGCACCCGCACCCGCCCCCGCAACCGCACCCGCCCCCGCAACCGCCCCCGCCCCCGACCUGGGUCGCCUUCUCUCACCCCACCAGCCCCGCCUCCCGGGCCGACUUGGGGGUCUACCUGAGCACUUGUCCCCGGGACCCCGACAGCUGGACGGAGCCGUGGGUUAUUAGCGAAGGUCCCAGCGCGUACUCGGACCUGGCGUACCUGGAGGCGCCCUCCGGCGAGGCGGGGGCUCCCGCCGCGGCCAUCGGCUGUCUGUACGAGUGCGGGGACCGGGCGGCCCACGAGCGGAUCGCCUUCAGCCUCUUCACGGUGCGGGAACUCCUUCGCAACGUUUCCGACGCGGCUCAGCGGUCGCCAUCGCCGCCUUCUCCGAGUCGGUCCGCGAAGGGGGAGCGCAGCUGCUGCGGAGUCGCGUGA